GGCCUCUCCCCAAACCGGAAGUUGAUGUGGUUGCCCAGGAGACCCGACGUCUCUCUCAGGCCUCCGCAUCACACUUAGCUGAGCCCACAGAGGCCCUGCAGGCGGGCGCCCCGUGGCGGAGCGAGCUGAAGCUGCAGCUUGGGACGAGUUAGGAGGUAAGAUGCAGCCGAGCCGUCACGAGGAAUUGCUGGCCGAGAAACGCAAGGUGAAGCGAGUGAUGCUGGGAGGUUUAGUAACCCCGGGUGGAGCCAGCCUGGAAGCCAUGGCCUGCCUGGGCACCUCCCCAAACCCAAGAUGACUGUGCCCUCAAAGCAGACCACAUGGGAUGCUGCAAACUGUGUCCCAGGCCAGGAAGCCACUCGGAACUGGUGUCACAGGGACAGGGAGGGAGGAGAACUGCCCCGACCAGGCUGAGCUGUAACAGAAGCAAGAAGCAGGCGUGUCUGAGAAAACCCAGCACCCACGAAAGGAAGGAGAGGGAGAUGACCCGACUGUCCACCUCUAGAGGGGAAACCUUUCUAAAGUCAAAGCUGUUUUGGAGUAAAGCGCUGAUGCAUAAAACACGCCGUGACCUCACCCAUCGUGUCACCGCAGUCUGGGCUUCAUCCUCUCUAACCUGGACUCUGUAUCAUCGCCUCCCUGGUCUCCCUCCCUCUUGCACUCCCGCUUCCCUCGCAGUCCUCAAUCCUCCACACAUGGAGCAACCACGCCGACUUCAAACUGCAAGAUCACGUCAUCCUCCAGCAAGGCCUACUGUGCUUAAAUGGUCCAGGAUAACUCUCCAAGGAGAUGGUCAGUGGCUAAGAUGCUGUGUUCCCAACGCAGGGGGCCCAGGUUCGAUCCCUGGCCAGGGAACUAGAUUCCACAUGCUACACAAGGACCUAUCCCACAUGAAGAUACUGCAUGCCACAGGAAGUAAGGGAGCUGGAGAAGAGCAUCUGGGGAGGCGGCAUCUAUUGGUCCGACAGAUCCUUCCUCAUUGAGGAAACAGCCCGCGGGAGAGCUGAUGUAUUCUACCAGCCUGGGCCCCCCACUACUGCUGCAACUAUUCCCGGAAUCCGCACCCAUUCUUCAUCCUCUGGAGACUGGCACACAGUUGAGUUUAGCAGAAGGCACAAGAACUGGCAAAACUGGUAUUUCCAAUAAAAGUCACAUGGGUAGGGACAUGAAAAUGUUGACCAGAUGUUCCCAUAUUUAACCUAACGUAUUUAAACCAAUACAAAGCUCUUAUUAGAAGCCAUUACCUACACAGGGAUGGGCUUCGCCAGUGGCUUCCGCCUGCAAUGCUAGAGACCUGGGUUUGAUCCCUGGGUCAGAAAGAUUCCCUGGAGGAGGGCGUGACAACCCACUCCAGUAUUCCUGCCUGGAGAAUUUCAUGGACAGAGAAGCCUGGCAGGCUUCCAUGGGGUCCCAAAGAGUCGGACACAACUGAGUGACUAACACUUCACUUCAACGGGAUAACAUCAUUUUUAGAACAGUGGUUUUAAGACCAACUUUAUCCAAAUGUGGAAGUGCCUUUAGGGCAGGGACUCGUCUUCUGUUUCUAUUCUGACAUGUUUACUCCAGGGCUGCGCACCUCUCAGGGAUGACCAGAGCCUGGGUGCUGCCUGCUCUUGCAACAUUUUCCAUCAUUCCAGCAACAACCGAACUUCAUCAGUCACAGAAGCCAUUUCUGGACUGAGUGAAACCCUCUUUUUGUUUUGUUAUCCAAAUAUAACCAAGAACUUAAAUCCCAUCCUAGCUUCUCACUCCUUAUUUACGGGUGAAAGAAGGGAACAAGACACGCGACCUCACGGUUUACCCCCUUCCCUCCUAUCCAUCCCCACUUCAAGUACAGGGCGAUUCAGCCUCCCUCCAUGGAGGACACGAUUCUGAUCAGCCAAGUGAAAGGAAAAGUUCCUCCCCACUCGCUAGCGCCCAGAGCCAGUGCCUAAGAAAGUGACCCUCGC
Molecule: messenger RNA, 1949 nt
Organism: Capra hircus (goat)
Lineage: Eukaryota; Metazoa; Chordata; Mammalia; Artiodactyla; Bovidae
Exons: 6
Coding region: 321-983 (220 amino acids)
Source: RefSeq, a predicted model, not a curated record